Phycodurus eques (leafy seadragon) is the source of this 3502-nucleotide messenger RNA. RefSeq names its product glucosamine (N-acetyl)-6-sulfatase (Sanfilippo disease IIID), b (gene gnsb). Lineage: Eukaryota; Metazoa; Chordata; Actinopteri; Syngnathiformes; Syngnathidae. The transcript has 13 exons. Gene Ontology annotation, molecular function: glycosaminoglycan binding; N-acetylglucosamine-6-sulfatase activity. The coding region runs from base 903 to 2429 and encodes 508 amino acids. The record is from RefSeq and is a predicted model, not a curated record. Gene Ontology annotation, biological process: glycosaminoglycan metabolic process.
AAAAAGUUUUCCACCAUUUAUGUGACCUAUGACCUGUGCAACUCAAUUUGAAAAAACCAAACCAAACACUUUUCUCGAGGGGAAGCUGAAAUAACGGCGGUCAUGUGGUGGCACAACAUUUCCUUUCAAUGGAAAGAUCAAUCAAAUGAAGUUGAAACUCCCAUGUCAGCACAUAGACACGCGUGUAUUGGUUGGAAUGCAAAAGAAAUGUAUUUGUGUUGUAGAAAAUGUGCUGGUUAUUCCAAAUGUCAUUUUUCGCUUGACUGUCGUUCUAAAAAAAACAAACAAAAACUCAUUGGUAUGCAAAUGUAAGGCAACGGGGUUGACUGAAAUACGGUGUGCACAAUGUGUGCGUGUUCAUGACAUGAUUGCAAUAAAGUCACUAUGAACAUUUACAAGUGUCCCGGUGACGUUCAAGUCACAUGAACUUGAAUUCAAGUUCCCAAGUUUUGUUUGCACUUUAUUCGCACCAAAACUAGAAAUCCACUGGUUUACUAACCAAUAUUGUAUGAUAAUAUUGAUUGAUUGACGUUUCCAUUCAAAUGACUUGGGAGUUAUUUUCGGAACUUGAUUGGUCAGGUCGGGCACGGGCACGGGCACGCGCAAUCGAUUGGGAUGCAUGACGCGAGGAGCUCGGAAAAAGUGGCGUUUAUUGGUCGUAAAAAUGUUGUUUUUCGGCUGAGUGGCGAAAAGUUGUGGUCGAGAGUCCACUUGGAACAGCAGCGCGUCGCCACGCCCACCGGCCCCCACGUGACCGCGGGCACGAGCGCGAGCCUGCGCGUCGUCAUCGCCUCCCCCAACUUCUUCUUCUUCUCCCUCGUCGUCGUCGUCGCCGCCGCCGCCGCCGCCGCCGUCGUCGUCUUCUCCUCCUUCGUGUUGUUGUCGUUCUUCGGCUCGUGGCGAUGCUCGGUGCCGGUACCGGAGCGGGUCCGCUCGCGCUGCGCGUGCUCGCGCUGGCCGCCCUGCUCACCUGCGGCGCGAGGCGCGUGCGCGGCAGCAACAUCCUCCUCAUCGUCACCGACGACCAAGACCAAAACCUGGGCGGCAUGACACCAAUGAAGAAGACGAGAUCUUUGAUCGGAGACGCCGGAGCGACCUUCGUCAACUCGUUCACGGUGACGCCGUUGUGCUGCCCGAGCCGCUGCAGCAUCCUGACGGGCCGCUACCCUCACAACCACCUGGUGAGGAACAACUCGCUGGCCGGGAACUGCGCCGGCGCGGCGUGGCGGAGCGGAGGCGAGGCCCAGGCGUUCCCCGUUUUCCUCAGCAAGCGCCGCUACCAGACCUUCUUCGCCGGGAAGUACCUCAACCAGUACGGCAAGAAAGAGGCGGGCGGCGUCGGCCAUGUUCCGCCAGGCUGGGACCAGUGGCACGCGCUGGUGGGCAACUCUCGCUACUACAACUACAGUCUGUCCCGAAACGGGGUGGAGGAGAAGCACGGCGACAACUACACCGACGACUACCUCACAGAUCUCAUCGCCGAGCGCUCUCUUCGCUUCCUGGACAACCGCAGCCCUCAGCGACCGUUCUUCUUGAUGCUGGCGCCGCCCGCGCCGCACUGGCCCUGGACCGCCGCCCCGCAGUACCGGAAACGCUUCGACGACGUCAAAGCGCCCCGAGACGGAAGCUUCGACAAGACGGCCAAGGACAAACACUGGUUGCUGCGGCAGCCCGCCAACCCCAUGCCCGACGGCACGCUGGCCUUCCUGGACGACGCCUACCGCAGGAGGUGGCGGACGCUGCUGUCGGUGGACGACCUGGUGGAGAAGCUGGUGAGGAAGCUGGAGGAGCUGAAGGAGCUCGACGACACGUACGUCUUCUUCACGUCAGACAACGGCUACCACACAGGUCAAUUCUCGCUGCCCAUCGACAAGCGUCAACUGUACGAGUUCGACAUCCGCACGCCGCUGCUGGUCCGCGGUCCCGGCGUCAAAGCCAACACCACGCUCGAGGCUCCCGUGCUGAACAUUGACCUGGCGCCGACCAUUCUGGACAUCGCCGGCGUCGACGUGUCGGCCGCCGACGUGGACGGGCAGUCCUUCCUGUCUCUGAUGGCGCCGUCGUUGCGCAACGGCUCCGCGCGCCCUUUCUUCCUGGUGGAGCACACGGGCGAGGGGCUGUCCAGCGCCGACCCCGCCUGCCCCAAACUGGGCCCCGGCCUCUCGCAAUGUUUCCCCGACUGCGUGUGCGAGGACUCGUUCAACAACACGUACGCUUGCGUCAGGACGCUGGACGGACGCGACGACAUGCAGUACUGCGAGUUCGCCGACAGCGAGUCGUUUGUGGAGGUGUACGACCUGAGCUCGGACCCCCACCAGCUGGAGAACAUCGUGAAGAAGGUGGACCCGGCCGUGCUGGAGACCAUGAACCAGCGCCUCAUCAAGCUCCAGUCGUGCCGGGGCGCAGGAUGCCGCGCCCUCUCCACGUGAGGCUUCGAAGCGGCCGAUCACGCAGGAAAUUUCUCGUCGCUUUUUCGCGCCGUCUCAUUUUGGCGUCGACAAGAUGGUGAGACUUGACUUCUUUUUCACUUUAAAAGCAGCUGGACCAAAGGCGCCGUUUUGAUUCGCUCCAGCAUCGAAUCCGUUUUUGUCUUUGAGCGACGGUACUUCCUGUCUUUCGCCUGCUAAAAGUGCGGCCCGCUUCCUGUGUCGUCCCCGAAUGCACCACGUAGAGCGAUUCUUGUUUUGUGUGCUCAAUCACUCCUUUUCCUUUUUUUUUUUUUUUUUUUUUUAUGAAUAAAUUGGAAUUUUGUUGUGAAAUUGAAAUUGUAAUUGACGCCUGCUCAAAAAGACGGCAGCAAAGCGAUACUUUUCGAUCAAACAAAACUAUGGCCUGACUAAAUGAAACUCCUCCUGUCAUUUCAAUUUUCGAUGAGACACGGCUCCGCCCUUCGCACGAGAACCGGGAAUGGGCGGGUUUCUCAGCCAAUCACGGAGGACAGCUUCCCAGAGAAUCUGCGCAAUGGCAAAAACGAGGGCCGCGUUUACUGAAAGUGUCAAAAUCAAAUGGAAAGUCACAACGGUGGACUGGCUACAUGCUAAGCUAAGCGCCACUUAUUUUUUCACUUUUCAAAGCCUCCGUUUUGUCUUUUUCGGCCCGAUGCCGGGGGGGAUCCUGGUGUUGUUCGACAAUGACUCCUUGUUUAUUUUCCAGAUUAGGAAUCGCAAUUAUUCUUUGUGAAAGCUUCACUCGCUAAAUCACUUGAAUUCCUCAUGACUGAUUUAAUGCUUCGUGCUAAGCUAACUAGCUUAGCCUGCUGACAGGCAUGUAUAUGAAAUGGAAUUUUGUUGUGUUGGAGAUUUUGUUUUCCAAACCAUUUUGUCAUCUCUUUUUUAAAAUCAUAUUUAAAAACAAAUUAGAUUUACAAAGAGAUGGAACUACAUCAGUUUGAAUUAUUUUGGUGUUAUUUGUAGCAGUUGUUUGCACUACAGAGGCCCUCGAUCUGAAUGUUUGUCCGGUGAUCAAUGAAAAGAAAUUAAAAGCAGCCUUUGUCGUGUUCACA